ACAAUACACAAUCAUAACUUGACAGCGCAGCAGGAAGUAAGCAGUGUGUGGCCGUGAUGUAAACGUCUGAAGGAACUAUGAUUUUAUGAACGAAUUAUCCUUGUUUUUGCUUUCUUUAUGGCGACACGAGGCUAAACGGUAGUUGAAAGAUCCAGGCAGUGCUAUUCCCCAGGGGCAUGCUGAUAGCGCACGAUUCUGAGGGGAUGCUUGUAAACAGAAUUAAAGUCUGCGGACAGUGCCUUCUGACAACCGGGCCUUCAUCAGACACAAGGUCGUCAUGACAACCACCUGGUAUGCAUUCCUCCUGGUGCUCCUGUCCCAGCUCAUCGGCAACCUGCAGGCCGGGUGGCAUACCGGUACUGCCCCGCCCGCCGGACAGUCCUGGCAGUACUGCGUUGUUGGCGCCGGCCCGGGCGGUCUUCAGAUGGGCUUCUUCCUUGAUCGGGCAGGGCGGGACUACGUGAUCCUAGAGCGCGCCAACACCAGCGGGGUCUUCUUUGAAACCUACCCGCGACACCGGAAACUGAUCAGCAUCAAUAAGAGACACACGGGCAAGACCAACAAGGAGUUCAACUUGAGACACGAUUGGAACUCGUUGCUGAGUGACGACGAAAGCUUGCAGAUGACACAUUAUUCCAAGGACUUCUUCCCACACGCCGACACGUACGUUAAGUAUCUCAAGGACUAUGCCCAGAAACUCAAGCUCAACAUCAAGUACAACACCAACGUGCAAAAUAUCAGCCGCUCGUCCAGAAAUGGGCCCUUCACGUUUCUGGACCAACACGGCCACAGUUACAAAUGCAGAGUCAUGAUUCUAAGCAGUGGCGUGUCCUUACCCAACGAUGCCCACUUUGAAGGCAUCCAGCACACAGAGGGCUACCGUACUGUCUCUUUAGAUCCUGAGGACUUUGAAGGGAAGAGCGUUCUCAUCCUCGGGAGGGGCAACUCGGCGUUUGAGACGGCCGACCACAUCCUGGGCUCGACCAAUGUCAUUCACAUGGUUGCUAAGUCCCGUCUGCGAAUGGCCUGGGAGACGCAUUAUGUUGGUGAUUUGAGAGCGGUCAACAAUGGCCUCCUGGACACGUACCAGCUGAAGUCGCUAGAUGGCAUCCUAGAGGGCAACAUUGAGGACAUGGCCAUCCUGAAGCGCCCCGACGGCCGUCUGAUCCUGGUGGACCGGUACGAGCUUGAGGAGGUCUUACAAGAGAACGUGACGGACUCAAUGAUCAACAGUCACGUAACCCGCAACAUGCCCGACAACUUUGCGCUAAGGGAGCCCUAUGACAAGGUCAUACGCUGCAUGGGCUUCAAGUUCGACAACGACAUUUUUAACAAUGAUUCAAAACCAGAGAUGGGACAGAGGAAACUCAGCAAGUACCCCCAGAUGCUAGCCAGCUACGAGUCCACGGAUGUGCCGGACCUGUUCUUUGCCGGGGCAAUAUCCCACGCUGUGGAUUACCGCAAGUCAGCUGGGGGGUUCAUCCAUGGAUUCAGAUACACCGCUCGUGCCUUAUUCCGAAUUCUCGAAGUUCGUUACCAGUCCGUGCCCUGGCCCUCGGUCCGAUUACCCAUCACAGAACUCGUCAACCACAUCAUCAAGAGAAUCAACGAAGCCUCAGGAACCUAUCAGAUGUUUAGCGUCCUCGCAGAUGUCAUUAUCUUACAUGGUGAUGGUAUGGAGUGUGAGUACAUUGAGGAGUUUCCAGUCAAGUUACUGCCUGAGUUGUCCUCCAUUACUGGCAGGAAUGCCAGCCGAGUCAUUGUGGUCUCCAUGGAGUACGGCAAAGAUUUCUCAGGACCUGGCAAGGACAUUUUUGGGCCGAUGCGAGCCACCGCCCUGCCAGUGUUAGCCCAUCUCUCCAACUUCCUUCACCCAGUGCUCUAUUACUACAGUGCCUUACCUACAGAAAGAGAUAUGUCCGCCCUAGACCCCAAGGAAGUCCUUCCAUCCCCAGAUCGCCUUCAUCACAUCGUGGAAGACUUCUUGACGGACUGGACCGCACCAGUCAGUCACAUCUUGGUCUUGCGUCGCUUCCUGGAGUCCUGCAUAGGCAGUGACCUGCGCUACUACUUUGACGCUUCCUGCUUCCAACUUGCCAUGACCCACACCGCCGUCCCCAUUCAGUGCCAGAAGCACUACCUGCAAGGUCAGGGGUUAAAGGGCACCGACCUCCACUGGCAACAUGUGCAAGAGAUGCAGAACAUCCUCGGGAGCGUUGCCAUGGAGGCAGCAUCAGAAGGAGGCAGCUCCGUCUGGAGGCAGAGAUGAAGUGUGACAACGUGGACUUACCAAAAGAGACUUUUAAAGGCGUUCAAUGGAGGGUAUAUUCCAGAGGCUUAGAUUGCGAGAUAUUGCAUAUCUUGCGGUGGGAGCCCCUGAUGUCCAUUUCCCAUUCUAAAAUGGAAACAAAAAUAGUAACUGGAACCCCAGAAAAAGCACAUCCAAGUCUUUCUACAAUUUUGAUUCCAUUCCAUCUGACAAAAAAACUGCUAAUCAGGAAAUUUUAACUUACGAAAUAAACACGCCAAGAAAAUGAACAAAAUCAGCUGACGCCAACAGGACCGGUUCGGCUUGGUAGGAAUCAGUAAUGUCGCAUUUUGAGAUAAUUUUCCCUUAAAUGUGGUUUUCACGAGCCUUACAUUUAAGCUGUGACUUUUGAUUGUGCACACCAAUUGAUAAUUUAUUUUUUUCCACUCUGAAUGGUAGGUCAUAACAUUUUGGUUUGCUGGGGUUUGAUGGGAUUUCUGGGUGUGGGGCCGAAUCACAUUUUUUGUUGGAUAGUUUGGGUUUGAUUGGUUUUCCCUGGGUUUACUGGGUAUGAGGCACAAUCACAAUUUUGUUGGAAGGAGGUGGUCAUAAGACAAACUUUUGGGGAUUUAAAAAUUAUGCCUUUUUCCUCUUUUCCCAUUCCACAUAUUCUUGCCUAAUGCAAAAUAUGUAGUAUCAAAUAAAAGGAAUUUUCCCUUAAAUAGUUAAAGCUUGAAUAUUUAUAGCAACGUGCGCCUGUUUCCCAAACACAGAACAUACUGCAUAGGAUGGGACAGUCCAUUAUUAAAACAGGGUUAUAUUGAGUCCAGCUUAUGGUGAUCACAUGUUCAAAUGUUGAAUAUUUCCUAUACAGCAUGGAACAUGGUGAGAAAUGCCUCUAUUUUAUCGAAGGUUAUUAUGCUGAAUUUUUAAAAUAAAUUAUCAGUUUAAAGUUUCUCUGUUUAUGAAAUUGCACUUGUGGAGGGAAUUAAUGUUUAUUUUGCUUUGCUUUAAAGUUUGUAUUAUUAUCAUUUAUGGGUGUUUUUUCCACAGUCUGUAUAUAGGCUUCUGAUCAUGUUUUGAUUUAUUUUCCAUUAAAGCACUGUCAACCAUUCAUUAUGCUAAAAAUAUGUAUUUUUUUAAAGAUAAAAGCACUUUUAAAUGUGACCAAGCAUGGACUCGGUGAACAAACAGUAGUUUGUACUUUGUGGCUACA
This is a messenger RNA of Patiria miniata (bat star), 3464 nucleotides long. Its product is annotated as FAD-dependent oxidoreductase domain-containing protein 2-like. The transcript has 12 exons. Gene Ontology annotation, molecular function: flavin adenine dinucleotide binding; monooxygenase activity. The record is from RefSeq and is a predicted model, not a curated record. The coding region runs from base 278 to 2269 and encodes 663 amino acids. Lineage: Eukaryota; Metazoa; Echinodermata; Asteroidea; Valvatida; Asterinidae.